Molecule: messenger RNA, 1710 nt
Organism: Ostrinia furnacalis (Asian corn borer)
Lineage: Eukaryota; Metazoa; Arthropoda; Insecta; Lepidoptera; Crambidae
Product: putative fatty acyl-CoA reductase CG5065
Exons: 12
Coding region: 271-1695 (474 amino acids)
Biological process (GO): long-chain fatty-acyl-CoA metabolic process
Cellular component (GO): peroxisome
Molecular function (GO): alcohol-forming very long-chain fatty acyl-CoA reductase (NADP+) activity
Source: RefSeq, a predicted model, not a curated record
GCAAAAAUCGGAACCAGCGAUCCGGCAUUGACGGUGGCGCCCCCUGUCAGUGUCAGUGGGACAGUUCGUUGUAGUUCAUACGUGAAUCGAACUUUUCAUGAGGCUGACAUUGCUGACCUUUACUGCAUUUCGCGCUGCGAAAUACACUCGCAAUCAGAGUGGGACGCGCGCGCAAACGGCGAGGUGUUGUGAAAAAGGAUUUAGUCGAUUCAAACCUUUUUUUUUAGUUUUUUUUAGGAUCCAAAUUCGAAUUUGGAGCUGAAUUGAGCCAUGGCGCCCUCAGUGGGAGAGUUCUAUGCAGGGAAAUGCAUUUUGGUUACAGGAGGGACCGGAUUUGUUGGGAAGGCUUUGGUAGAAAAGCUUCUCCGCAGCUGUCCACAGAUAGACACGAUCUAUCUCCUGCUGAGGAACAAGAAGGGGCUGACCAGUGAGGAGAGACUUAAAGACUUAAUCAGCAGCAAUAAGCUCUUCGAGCUAAUUCGAGACAAGAACCCAGACGUAUUACAGAAGUUGAAGCUGAUCCCGGGGGAUAUCCUGGAGGAGGGGCUGGGGAUGUCCAACGAUGACAGAGUGGAGCUGCAGAGGCGGUGCCAUAUCGUGUUUCAUAGCGCUGCUUGUGUCAGAUUCGAUCAGAAACUGAAAGACGCAGUCAACCUCAACACUGUAGGAACGGACAGAGUUUUGCAGUUAGCUGAAACGAUGGAAAAACUAGAGGUGUUCGUUCAUCUCUCGACAGCCUACUGCCGCUGCGAGCUGGACGUGCUGGAAGAGAAGCUGUACCCAGCGGUCCACGACCCAAGGAAGGUCAUGGACAUCUGCGAGUGGAUGGACGACGACCUGCUGAAGUAUUUGGAGCCUGAACUCAUCAAAUCCGAACCCAACACUUACUCCUAUACAAAAGCCAUCACGGAGGAACUGGUGGCUGAAUACAGCAACAAGUUCCCCAUAGCCAUUGCUAGACCUUCCAUAGUGACUGCAGUAUGGAAGGAGCCGAUCCCAGGAUGGGUGGACAACCUGAAUGGCCCCACUGGACUACUCAUUGGCAGUGGCAAGGGUGUGAUCCGGUCGAUGCACUGCGAGCCUUCAUACACGGCUGACGCGGUGUCUGUCGACGUGGUUGUCAACGGCUGCAUCCUGAUCGCUUAUGCCACCGCUUUAGACAAACCUCGUAAUGCUAGUGUCUACAACAUCACACUGUCCGGAGUGGUCAAGAUCUCUUGGGGAGAAAUCAUAGAACUGGGUAGAAAAUGGGUGGAGGAAUACCCCCACACAAUGGCCCUCUGGCACGUGGGGGGGACAAUCAAGUCGUAUUACUGGCAGCACUUACUAUGCGUGUUCUUCUUCCACUUGGUACCGGCGUACUUGGUGGACGGACUGCUUUUUUUGUUGAGGAAGAAGACUUUUUUGGUGAACGUGCAAAAACGCAUCAGCCACGGGCUCAACGUGCUCCAAUAUUACACAACGAAAGAGUGGCAUUUCUGCAACGACCGUUUCUUGGCCCUCCGCAAGCGAAUCAGCGCCGAAGACGACCGGACUUUUUACAUCGACUUCAGUACUCUGAGCCCUGACCAGUACUUGAGGGACUACGUGCUGGGGACACGGCAGUUUGUUUGCAAAGAGGACCCUUCGACCCUGCCGCGAGCGAGAAAGCUGCAUAGAAUGUUAGUAUUCAAUGAUCUUAAACUACAUAUUUAAAUCGACUUGGUUCUC